This is a messenger RNA of Entamoeba nuttalli P19, 657 nucleotides long. RefSeq lists its product as hypothetical. NCBI's taxonomy places the organism in Eukaryota, Evosea, Mastigamoebida, Endamoebidae. The record is from RefSeq and is a predicted model, not a curated record. Bases 1 to 657 code for a protein of 218 amino acids. The transcript has a single exon.
AUGACAAGUACGUCAGACCUAAAAGAGCAAUAUGAACAAGCAAAUAAGAUGAAAAUUGCCACAUUACCAGAACAAAUUACACCAAUAUCUGAAGAAAUAAAAGAAAAAAUAAAGAAAAUGUUUGCAAGAGAAAAAAGAACAAGAGGAUUAAAAUAUAUGAUGCAUGGGAAUGACAAUCUUCUUCGAUUAAAAGAAGAAUUAUUUGAAGGAUAUAAUCUUGUUGAUUCAAAACAAAAAGAAAACAAAACAAUAAAAACACAAAUAACACAUGAUGAUAGUUAUUAUAUUAUUAUGCCAUCUGUUUCUGCUCCUUUAAAUCUUGAUAACAUUCAACAAUUCAUUAAACAAACAAAAUAUAUUAAAAGUUCAUUAUGUGAUACAGUAAAUGGUGUUGUUGAUAUUACAUAUCAAGGAGUUGUAUAUCAUUUUAUUAAUAAACCAACAAAUGAUAUUCCAAAAGACAGAAUUGUUGCAGUAUUUUUAAUUGAUGAAGAUUGGCAAUUUGAAGAUUUACCAUUUAAAACACCAGAAGAAUGUACAAGUAAAUGUUGUUGUUUUUAUGUUUCAUUAAAUCAUCAACAACUUCCAAUGAAAGUAUGGUUAAGACAUGCACAAAUACUUCAUGUUUGUUUAAUUUAUAAACAAAUUUUCUUUUAA